GUGUGUGUGUGUGUGUGUGUGUGUGUGAAGCUGAAGGGGGGAGGAAAGGGUGGCGGUCGUGGAGGAGGAAAGAGGGGGAGGCAACGCUUGGACCGGCCCCCCUCCUCCCUCCCUCCUCUGCUCUGUCUCCCACACACACUCGUCCUGUCCUCUGGCGUCUCAUUGGUUAAAUCCCCGGCUAUAUAUUUAUGUGAUUGGUCAGGGCGGGGUAUAUAUACUCAGCGUGGGUCGGUUAAAUCUGGCCACAAGUUUCAAAACUUUCAAACAGGGCAGACAGACAGAGAGACAGUGAGUCGGACGGCCCAUGUGACGGGGGGGAAUCGAGCUCUGGACAAACCGCUGCACCACACACUCCAAACAAGAACUGUUGUCUUUAGAGAAAAGAAAAAGGAGUGAAGGAGAGAAAAGAGGCAGAGUCAUUGUGGAUCCUUUUCAGGGGGAAUAUCCUGCACCACAACUUGUUUGUUUUCUCUUUCUUCCUCGUCUUCCCCCUCCUCUCAGAUCUCGAUGCUUUGCUUUGGGAUUUGUGCUCCAAAUCCAUCAGAUUCCACUCUUGAUCUUUCAUUUUGUCAUCUGAAACAUUUCAAGCUGCACAUUUUUUCCAGAACUUUGCAACCCAACAAACCGAGACAGACGUUUUCAGAAUUUCACUCGGACUAAAAAGUUGAAUCCAAGCCCGGUCCUGGAAUGAAUUUAACGGAGCCCAGCUUGUCCAGAGAGACUCUCCUGCAUGCCAGCCGGAUGUCCCUUGGGGGCCCCUGGGGGUCUGGGACCCCGAGCCCAGCUUCUGAUUCUGAAAUGGGUUUUGAGCAGAACCUCUCCGGGGACUGCAGCUCCCCAGAUGGCCUCGGAUCCGGCAGCAUGAGGAGGACAGAGGCGAGGAUUUCUCUGACGCCCGGCUCAGGGGGACAGAGUCCGGACCUGACCCAGGCGGGAGGCGUGUCGGCGGGCACGGCCGAUGGGAAGGCCGCGGGGGGCGAGCAGAGGAUCCGCAGGCCCAUGAACGCCUUCAUGGUCUGGGCCAAAGAUGAGAGGAAGCGACUGGCCGUGCAGAACCCGGACCUGCACAACGCCGUGCUCAGCAAGAUGCUCGGUCAGUCCUGGAAGGCCCUGAGUGCUCCAGACAAGCGACCAUUUGUGGAGGAAGCUGAACGUCUCCGCGUGCAGCACCUCCAGGAUCACCCCAACUACAAGUACAGGCCUCGCCGCAAAAAGACCACCAAGAAACUGAAGCGCGUUGAGCCGGGGCUGCUGCUUCACAGCUUGGCCCAGGGCGGGGCUUCAGGCCUGGGAUUAGGACCCGGUGGUGCAGACAGUGUCUCCGGAGGUUCUUAUGGACAUCUCGGUGCCCACUCUCAGCACCACCAUCACUCCCACCACCUGCUGCAUCCUCUGGGGCACUUCAGGGACCUGCAGGCGUCCGGACACCCGGAGCUGGAGAGCUACGGCCUGCCCACUCCGGAGAUGUCCCCUCUGGAUGUUCUGGAAGACGGAGCUGGGGAAUCUGUGUUUUUCCCCCAACACAUGCAGGAGGAGGCCGGGAUGGGUGGCUGGAGCGGCUACCACCACCACCUCCACCACCACAACCCGCACUACAGCCACAACUACAACAACCACGGCCACCACAACUCCAUGAACGGCGCCGCGACGCACAGUUCAGGAAUGAGUCUAAGCACCUGUUUGAACUCCAGUUUGAGUCCAGGUAGAAGCUCCAGAGUCGAGUCCAAAAUGAGUUCUGUUGAGUCAAACAUGAGUUCCAGGUUGAAUCACAGCUCGGGUCACCACAUCGCCUUGAGGAGUCCCGUAAAGUGUCCACCUCUGUCCGACUCCUCCCCCGUGUCCUACCCCUCCAUCAGCCUCCCUGAUCCCAUCAAACCACACCAAUCCACCAACUACUUUGGCCAAAUGUACGGAAACAGCGCUCCGAACGCUCCCUACUACAUGCCUUCUCACCUGGGCCAGCUGUCACCUCCUCCUGAGACGUCUCCGUCCUCCUGCUCCUCCUCCUCCAUCCCCACAUCCACCUUCGCUCCUCCUUUGCACUUAGAGCCAUCCAAUCCCGAGUCCUCCUGCCACCUGGGCUCUUCUUCUGCUGAGUUCUGGUCUGAGGUGGACAGGCAUGAAUUUGACCAGUACGUGAACGUGGGAAGGAACCAAGAGGAGGUCUACGGACGAGGUGGCAGCUGUGGGGGCGGGAACAAAGUCCUGAGUGGGCGCAGUAGCAGCAGUUUAGGUAGCAGCAUGAAUAGCGGUGUUAUCAACAGGGAUGUCAGUAGCAUUUUGAGUGGUGCUGGUGGGUGUGAUGAAGGCAGCAGCCCUCUCAUAUCUGCUCUGUCUGAUGCCAGCAGUGCUGUCUAUUACAGCACCUGUAUCACUGGAUAAAUACUCAUCUCAUCUCUCGUAUGUACAUCCUGUCAUACGCAAACUGCACAGUUUAGUUUGGAUCUGGAGGAAGUACAGUCAUGGAAAAAAAUGAUAAGACCAUCGUUUUCUUCAAAUUUUUGUUCAUUUUAAUGCCUGGUACAACUAAAGGUAUAUUUGUUUGGACAAAUAUAAUGAUAACAACAAAAAUGGCUCAUAAGAGUUUAAUUAAAGAGCUGAUAUCUAGACAUUUUCAAUGGUUUUCUUGAUAGUAACCAAAAUCAUGAUCAGGAAAACAAUGGAAAAUGGCUAGAUAAAGAGAUAUUGAAGUUGUUAUCAUUAUAUGCGUCCAAACAAAUGUACCUUUAAUUGUACCAGACAUUAAACUGAACAAUAAAUUGAAGAAAACAAGGGGGUCUCAUCAUUUUUCCAUGACUGUAUGUACCUCCUGUCAUAUGCAAACUGCACAGUUUAGUUUAAAUCUGGAGGAAGUAGGUAGUGAAGAUUAGUUUUGGCUCAUAUUCUUGGUCAGUGUCACACCUUGCUAGUCUUUUACAGAUUCACAACCCUAAAUAACAAUAAUUAAAAAUGCAACAAAAAAAAAAGAAGGAAAGAUGCAGAUGACAGUUUUUAAUAAUUCCAACUCUUUCUGGAGCCAGAGCUGAGUCGAGCCAAAUACCAAAAACUGGAAAAAAACAAAAACUUAACUGGCAAAGAAAGCACUUUUGUCAAAUGCUUAGUUUUAGAUGCAUUAGUUUACACGUUGGCUGGCUUUUCUAGGCAGGCUAGUGUGGCUCAUGGCACCUUUUAAGCAGAAGCUACUGUCAGUCACUUAGUUAGCAUAGCGGACAUUAGCUCAUGCUAUUAGCAACUCUGAUCCAAAUGUAGGCCUGUAAUAAAAAAUUAAGCUGAGUUAGUGCACUGUCCUACUCAGUGGUUGAAAGCCCCUUUAAAAUAGUAUUGUUUUCUCCUACUCAUCAAGGGUGCUAGUGUUAGCAUACAUGAUGCUAAUAAACCAGGAGUAUUUAUCGAUAGCUGGAUACAUGUCUGAGCUGGAAGUUGUUCUGGGGUGUAGAAUAUUAUCAGGCACUUGUCUGACCUGAAGUGCUUCCCUGUUCCUACCCGUUCCACGGGUUUUGUUUCAUUGCACUCGAGCCCUUUUUCUGGACACCGACAGUACGUGCUGCAGGAAUAUCAUGCAAAACAGAUGAUUUAUGUGAUUGCACUGGUCAUAAGAAAAGUCCUACAGCUAUGACAAAAAUCUGAAUUUCAAAAUCAUCUCGUAUCAUUUUUGACAUUUCAUCUCAGGACCAGAAAAAUAUUCAUCUCCUCUAAACUCAAAGAAGUCUCAUCUCGGACAGUGAAGGAGAGACUCUGGAGAGAGACAGAGAGACUGGAUAGAGACUCGCUCCAGCCUCCACAUAUCUCUCGGUGUUGUCGGGAAAAGCCUUGGCCGUGGACCCAGAGCAGACCGCUGAUGUCUCCCACAAACUAUCAGGAUGUUUUACAAGCUCGGCUCGGGUUUUUUCUGAUCGUGAUACAUGCCGUUCCCUCUCUCCGUCUCAGUCCGUGACAGGGCCUCAUGUCAACCUCCGUGCCAAGAUCUGCAAGUUUUAAGUUGCUCUGCUUCCUGGCAAACACGGAUAUGUUGAUGAUUCAAAGAACAUUCUUCCUAACCAGUAAGCCUCUCUGGUGUAACAAGCAUAUCAACUGGUUAAACAAGAUGUCUUUGUUUCAAUUUUUAAAAAGCGUAAUUUUGUUCUACGUAUAACAGAAGAUUGGUUCGACAAAUUAAGUGCCACUGGACCAAAUCUUGUGUGGUAGAUCAGGAAAAAACAGACUCAAAUCAAGAGAUGUUGGAAAGCCGUAAUAACAAGUUGUCCCAUUCUUAGUAAUAUUAAAACAUUUAAGGAUAAUGUUUUGUUUUGAUGUAGCCUUUUACUGUAAAUAUAGAUGCCUCUUGGCAGUAUGUGAAGGAGAAACUGAGACUAUGAAAUGUUCUCUUUGCACUGGGUUUAAUGUCUUAGCUGUAUAGAAGGAACACUACUUAUUAUAAGUGAAAUGUCCAUAAUUUUAAAUUUGUUUUGUACAGAAAGGACUGUUUUAUAGAUUCUGUUUGUAAAAAUUGUCUUUAGUUUAACAAGUUAUUUGCUUUUUUUUUUAGUUAGAUGAGAGGAUUCAUGUCUGAGUGUUAAAUAAGAAGCUGGAAACAGAAAUCAAGCAAAAUCUGCAAAAUUAAAAGACCAGUUCCUCUGAUACAUACUCAUUUGGAGCUUGCAUCUUGUUUGUUUAGUUUGCACACAAGCAGGAAAGUAGAAACGAUCAUUUAAAACCACAAACUGUUGGUUUUAGCUUCCUGUUUGUGUACUGAUUACAUUAAAGGUGUUAAUUAGAAAUGUGGGCUGGUCCUGGUUGUCUCUCUGUUCCAACUCCAUACUUACCCCACAGACAUGACAUGAGGUCUCAGAAUGAGUGUGAAUAAUUUAUCUAAAAUGUUGGAAGUAUUUCUUUAACCCUCUGAACCCCCAAGCCGAUUCAGGCUAAUAUUAUGAAUACUGGGAAAGGAAAUUGGGUCUCCACAUGUUAUACAUAUUGAAGUAUUGUCAUGUUUACAGCCUCUCCUGUCCUCUCCUCUCUGCUCUGUGUAAACGUCAGUGAAUAUUUGUCACAUGACCGUUCAUCUCAGCAGAAUCAUGUCUUCAAAGUGUGUCUGAGGAGCAGAAUUUAAUGUUUAUAACAGAAUGUGGUUAUUUCGAAAGCUUUAUUUUUGGUGCCUGUACAUGAGAAAUGAGAACAGAAAUAUUAAACAAAUAAUAUAUAAUUUUUAUAUCAAAAUUUUUAGGCUUAAUUUUGGUACAUUUUUCCUGCGUAAACUUUCGUAAUCUCUGCCAUUCAAGGACUGUCGGACUGCCUACAACAAACACUCUACUUUUGGCGAUCUUUAAAAGAGUUUUUUUACAAGAUCUAGUUAUUCCAAACACUUUAUUUCUGACGAUGUAGAAUAAAGUGAUUUUGAAAUAAAUAUCAAAAUGUUAAGCUUCAUUUUGGAUACUUUUUCUUAUGUAAACUUUCAUAACCUAUGAGCCAUUCAAGGAGUGUCGGACUGCACAUUUUUACAGGUCCUUUCUGCAACAAGAGUUUUUUACAAGAUCUAGUUAUUCCAAAUGCUGUAUUACUGGUGUUGUAGAAUAAAGUGAUUCUGACAGAAAUAUCACAAUUUAAAGCUUUGUUUAGGUUACUUUUUCUAACAGAAACUUCGUUUGAAAGUUCAAACUCUGGCGAUAAUGCCUGUUUUUACAGUUUCUUCCUACGAUAAAUGUCUUUUCGGCGAUAAUUUAAAGCAAACAAACUUUUUGGGUGGUUCAGAGGGUUAAAGUUGAUUUAAAUAUAAGUGUAUUGGCGCAGUGAGUUUCCACUGCUAUUUGUUUUUGUUCUUGCCAAAUGUUGUGUAUUGUGUGUAAACUUGCCUUCAAGAGGAAAUCUUUAAUUGUAAAAGAUCUCUUGUGGAUCUUCCAGUGAUGCCACAAAACCCCCCACACUAAUGUUAUUUACUCUCAAUGGCUGGACAUUUUAAAUGAGACUCUGUGAUUUUGUUUGUGCUGAGAAAAUAAAAAUGCAACAGUUGUAGCCACUGUAGACUGUAGUCUCUCUGUAUGUGUUCGUGUAGCAUCCAUCCUGAAAUAUUUCUGCAUACAGUGGAAGCAAGAAACAGAAGUCCCUCUUAAAGAAUUCAUCCUGCAUCUGUUCCGCAUUAGUCCUAAAGACAAUACUUUUUUUUUAAACAUGAAACAGUAGAAGAAAAUCAUGUAUCUUGUACAGUGAAAGCAGUUAUAUUUACCACACCGUUCCUUGUGGCCACCGUUGGUUGAAAACAGAGCAACAGUAGAUUUUUCCAAACAUUUCCUCUGGAGGAAGGAGCCGCAGAGAAGCGGCAGUUCAAGCAAAGUAUUAAAAAAAUAAUUCUCCAUCUGCAUUUGACAUUCUUUUCUGUUGACACCAAACAGACUCUUGUUUCCAUUUUAAUUUACUGUGACACACAAAGAACAUCAGAGAGACAGGCGUUUUUGGAGUCGUGCAAUAACUCUGGGGCUUUUGGUAAUAAUUAUCUGAGGGGAAAAAAAACAAAAAAGAAACACCCAAGAUUUUGGGAUUAAAACAAAGGGCUUUUUUUUUUCUUCAGCAGUCAUAUAAUGUCAAAUUAAAACCAGGAUUUUCCCAGAAGUGUCACUGUGAUGCUUCUAAAUCUGUCUGACAGGGAUCAUUUUAAUAUUUUCUGCAGAAAAUUGUUUUGUUUUUGUUUAGAUUUGAGCAAUGUGGGUUGGCUGUAAAUGUAACUGUCCUGUUUUAUAAAAUAAACUCUUCUAAGAUUUCA
This is a messenger RNA of Centropristis striata (black sea bass), 6733 nucleotides long. RefSeq names its product SRY-box transcription factor 18 (gene sox18). Gene Ontology annotation, biological process: vasculogenesis; positive regulation of transcription by RNA polymerase II; lymphangiogenesis. Gene Ontology annotation, molecular function: DNA-binding transcription factor activity, RNA polymerase II-specific; RNA polymerase II cis-regulatory region sequence-specific DNA binding. The coding region runs from base 688 to 2382 and encodes 564 amino acids. The transcript has 2 exons. Lineage: Eukaryota; Metazoa; Chordata; Actinopteri; Perciformes; Serranidae. The record is from RefSeq and is a predicted model, not a curated record.